Messenger RNA from Mesocestoides corti, 4654 nucleotides. NCBI's taxonomy places the organism in Eukaryota, Metazoa, Platyhelminthes, Cestoda, Cyclophyllidea, Mesocestoididae. The record is from the annotation of a GenBank genome assembly.
GUCGUACAUUAUAUUGGCUCCAAAUCAAGUCAGACCUGACGAGGAUGUUAAAAUUAGCGUGUCGAUUUUGAGGAUGAUUUAUCCACAGAUUACGAUGCGACUUGCCAUCAAAAAGGGUGUUAUGGAACUGAUCUCAACUUCGUCAGUAUUUUUAGCCACUGGAACCCGGGUCCUUCAUAUGAGAGUUCCCAACCAAGCCUCUCCUGGUGAAUAUUGGUUGCAUCUUGACGGCUCCAUAACCGCCAACAGCUCCUUGCUCUUUCAAAACCGUACAAUGAUAGGGCUUAAUCCUAAGACGGUUUCUCUUAUUAUCCAAACAAGCAAGCCAAUUUACCACCAAAAUCAAAUCGUUCGAUUUCGGGUUGUACCUGUACAGCCGGACCUUAUGCUAUGGUUUGGCUCGCUUGUUUCCGUGGAAGUCGCGGACUCCUCGAAUAAUGUCUUUAAGCGGUGGCUGAAUCCCAUGACAAAUAUUGGAGGCAUUAUCGAACUCGAUUUUGCUCUGGCCGAUCAAGUAAAUGAAGGUGAAUGGAAGAUAAUGGCUCGGCAUGAAAAAUAUGUUGCUGAAAAGACAUUUCAUGUCGUUGAAUACUGGGCAGCACUGUGGGAUGUUAAUGUGACAAUGCUUCCUCGGUAUUCUGAUGAAGAUUUCGCCCUUACUGGGCUGAUUCAGGCUAAUUACACUAGUGGAAAGUACGUCCGUGGAAACGCUACUGUGGUCAUUGAAAUGCGAGAACGCGGACCCGAUAUGUGGGCCAAGCCCCCCGUCGGUACCCUGACACGCACAAUUUCCCAGAUGGAUGGCCACGGUGAUUUUAUUGUGCCAUUCUCCGAGCUUCGAUCACUUCUUACGAGCAGUACUGGCGGAACACAACCUUCACUCGCUAAUAUGGAUGUCUGGGCGAACGUUUCAGUAACUAACUGGUGGGAAGGUGAGACAAGAGGCGGAUGGGCCUUCACUCAGAUUUUCUCUGCUAAUUCAAACAUCAAAUUUCUCGGUGGAGAUGUUCGGUCGUAUAAGCCAGGAAUGUACUUCACAGCUUACAUGGUAAUAUUCACAGCGGACGGCCAGCAACCGCUGUACAUCGGUAACCGAAGGGUCCGUCUGUCGAUAACCUGCGCGGAAGGACCUGAACUGAGGACAGUUCUCCUGCCAAUCCCUGACGACGCACUCAUCCAGUACACAUUCCGCCCCAAGGCCGACGACACCUGCACCAGUCUGCGUAUGCAGGUCGGCCAAUACAUGGUUUUGAAUGUGGAAACGAACUAUCCGGUCGACACAAUUCACUAUCUGGUAGCAGCCGGUGGGAACAUAAUAACCUCUGAUCGUCUUUCAAUGCCCAGUUCAGUCACCUUCCGGUCAUUUUCAAUUGCGGUUUCCAAAAUGAUGGCUCCAGUUUGUCGGAUAUUGGCGUUCUGCGUUAAAAAUGAUGGCGAAAUUAUAGCCGACAGUCUGACGUUCUUCACAAACUACAGCCGAAUAAACAAUGUGCACAUCCAGGUGAAUAGGGGGAAAGAUUUGAACUUGGACACCGUGGAAAUCAAAGGUCGAGCUACUCCGGGCUCCUACUUGGCUGUAAAUGUCCUUCAUGCCGAUCUCUUCCGAUUUGACAGCCCCUCGUUCAUUCAAGAAAACGAUGUCGUUGACGAGAUGUUUACGUAUGAAGCGCAUGCACAGACGCCAUACAGGUUCACAUGGUACAACAGUGUAAGCCAGGUAGACAGGGUCUACGUUCCCACCCCGACUUACGGUGCUGACACCAACUCUACAAUCCAGAAAUCCGGACUUGUGAUGUUCACUGAUGCCAAUUUUACCAAGGCCAACUUUUACCACACGUGCAACGAGACUGAGAAUCCGGCCAGAGCCUUUCCGUGCUACGCCACGACGGGUCGCGAGUGCUACUCGCGCGCGGAGCGGUGCGACGGCGUCAACCAGUGCGUCAAUUGGGCCGACGAGGCCGACUGCCCCGAGAACGCCACCGUCUUCGCUCCUCCCAAGAUGCGACAACUGGGCUCCUUCGAAAUGCUCUACCGCAAUUGGAACGAUGGUGGUUGGAUGUGGCACAGCACCCUGGUUAAGCCAGAUGGCGAGAUCCAGUUUCGAGUGCCCCUUCCAAAGAUGGAGGCUGGCUGGGUUGCUGGAGCCUUUGCUAUGGACUCCUCAGAUGGCCUCGCACUAAUGCAAACACCGCACAGAUUCGAUGGGGCUCGGCGCUUCUACUUUACCCUCGAAGUGCCCGAGGUGGGCUUCUGGGGCGAGCAGUUUGGAGUGCGCAUCUGCCUUUUCAACUACUGGAACUACUUCCUCGAGGCGCUGGUGCGAGUAAACGCGGAUCCAGAUAUUGGAGUGAUUAGAGUGCCUUACGGCGGGCUAACGACUGCAUGGGCGCCGCCGUACUCUGUCAACGAAACGGUGGAAACCCUUGUUUACCUGGACGCUGGCGAGUCCAAGUACGUCUACAUGCCAGUGCUACCCAGAAACACAGGAAACAAUUCUUUCACGAUUUGCGCCUUCUCCUUCCUUGGCGCAAACUGUGAGACACGAUCCAUCUUCGUCCAGAUGAAUGGCAUUCCAAAUUACUUCCACACAGCUCGAUUCAUCGACCUCACCAGUUCCAGUCAGAUGUUCGUCAACAACUUUCGAGUGAUUGUUCCGGAGAAGUUCACCGUACCCGAGCAGCGUGCACACCGCUACAUUCCUGGCUCACAAAAGGGCAUCGUCAGCGUUACUGGUGACGUAAUCGGCCCAGCACUGAGUCGGAAUUUCGAAUACGCGGACACUGAAAACACGCUGCGCCUCUCCUACGGCGCGGCUGAAAAUGUAUUCUUCGAGCUCGGAUUCAACCUCCAAUUGCUGUUUUAUCUUCGCGGGGCUGGGUAUCUACCUAAUGACGUAAUGCUCGGCGGUGUCAACUACUGCUCAGUUGUCCUUCAACGGGGUUUCACCUACUUCGACAAUGCAACAGGAGCCUUUUCCAAUUUCCGGGACCACAUGGAUGGGCCCCACGCCCUUCCGACUGCCUUUGCCAUCUGGAAUAUGCUUCUUGCCCGUCUCACCGAAUGGGAACGUUGGAUUUUUGUCGAGGACGAGACAUUUGUCCGCGCGAUCACCUUUCUUCUCGAAACGCAAGUCAACGUGACCUCUGGUGUUGAUUCCCGUCUCGUUGGGAGUUGGCCAGUGACGAUGGUAGUUGACCGCCGAUUCAUGCCUCCCGUCAAUGCAACACGCUGGCCAGACCCAAUAGACCAAGAGGCCCACAGACGUCUCCCUACGGCCGCCAUGGUUGUCAUCAGUUUGCGAGGGUCUGGACAAACCCCUCCAAGUGGACUCGCAGCAGAACGAGCAACCAUCGUAGUAAACCUUGCUGUGGAGUUCAUCCGAAUGCAUGUGCUUAACGUGGAGGAUUUGUUCGCGAAAAUUAUCGCAACAUAUGCGCUUCAAGUGGCUGCCGGAGCGAAUGCCCAGAAUGAACUUACUCAAGCGAUGAACCAAAUCGAGGCCCGUCACCUGAAGGCAGACCACGUGUACUAUGCAAACUACCCCAUUCCUGCGCCCCUGUGGGAAAUCGACCAGGCUGGACGACGCAUCGAGAACCCACGAGGGGAGUGGCCGAACGACGGCUACGGCGUGGCAUGUUCCGCCCUCGUCUUUCUAAUCAAGCUUGAGACAAACGCCUGGACGCCAGCCGUCGAUGAGGCUCUCGACAUGGUCAACUGGCUCACCAGCCAAAGAAAUCACGUUUCCGGUUUCACCAGCACAUUUGAUUCCCUGAUGGCCUUGUUUGCUCUUCGCAAGUUCGCCCUGGCCGACAAAAACCGUGCACUGUACAAAAUGGCCGUGAACCAGAAGAUAAGUUCACUUAAACGGUGGGAACCUAUGAUAUGGAUUAUCCCCGACAAUUAUUCAACCCUCACACAGACAGUGUAUCCGCCACGCUCGGUUUGGGGAGAAGUGACGAUGAUGGUUGAGGGGACAGGUCUUCUCACCCUUCAAAUGGACGUCAGUUACAAUGUCGAGUUCCCCGAUAUCCAGCGGGAACCUCGGAACCCCACAAAAUUCCUCGAAAUCUUCCCCAGUUUUGACAUCGAGUGCACUCCCGCAUUCACUGGCAGAAACAACUCACACAUGCUCAUGUCCGUUUGCGGAAGCUGGACCGGGAAUCAUCCUCUGGAGCCGGCCAACGAGAGUGGAAUGGCGGUCUUCGAAGUUCGCGUUCCAACGGGCUACGUGGUGUUGAACGACGAGCUGCGCAAUUACGUGAGAAGCGGCAGGGUGCCUCGUCUGAAGUACGCUCGCUUCCGCCCACACUACGUGCAUUUUUUCUUCGACAAGUUAACUACAGAAAGGACGUGUGUAGAAUUCAACGCUUCUCGCUUCUACCCAGUGUCAAACAUGAGCGAUCAUCAAGUCUGUCUUGCUUACGAAUACUAUGAACCUGGUCGAUAUAAUAACAGCAUGUACGAAGUGAUCUCCUUGUAUACGAACACGAUUUGCAGUGUUUGUGGCUCCUUCCAGUGCCCCUAUUGUCCAGACUACAACGCCGUCGCCUGUAAAGAACUCAAUAUAUCCCUCCUUUUAUUGAUCUUUACAAUAACAAUCCGGCAUUUACAACUGAUUUUUCUACCGCAUUUUCCAUGUAUGCAAACAGUGUGA